CGCGACAGUUCUCGGUUCUUAGAUAUCCUCGCCAGUGUGUCAGCUGACAACUGAUAAUAUAUGUAUAUCUCUCGAUCGACCAAGUUCCAAAUCCGAUUCAGAUUCGACAAUGGACCCGUUGACGUUAAGCCUGACUCUUGUGCUUGGCUUUCUCCUCAUCUAUUACUACCUGUGGAAAUCCAUGACUCGUUUCAAAGAGCUCAAUGUCCCGCACAAGACACCGAUUCCGAUCAUAGGAAAUAUGGCGCCGACGGUGUUCCGUAAAGCUUCCAUGCACGAGUGCUUGGAAGACCUAUACCAUCGUUUCCCAAACGUCAAGUACUUCGGUGUGUAUCACUUCGUGACACCGGUGAUAGUGAUCAAGGAUCCGGAGCUGAUCAGCUCCAUUGCCGUGAAGAAUUUCGACAAUUUCACCGAUCACGUGACCAUCAUGGACGAGAAGAUAGACCCUUUGUCGGGCAAGGGUCUGUUCUUCCUUCGCGGCGACGCUUGGAGGGAAAUGAGAAGAAUACUCAGCCCCAGUUUCACCGCCAGCAAACUGAAGACCAUGUUCCACCUGAUCACCGACUGCGCCGACAAGUUCACGCGAUUCGUCGCGGACGAGGCGAAACAGGGACGAACGUACGAGAUGAAGAACAUUUUCGGCCGAUACACCAACGACACGGUGGCUAGCUGUAAUUUCGGUUUCGUGACGGAUUCGAUGAGAGAUCCGAAAAACGAGUUCUACUCGUUCGCGAAGAAAACGAUCGAUUUCAUGUCCUCGGUGUCGCUGAGGCUCAUCGUGGGCAACAAUUUCCCAUUGCUGUUCAAACUGCUACGGACUCAAAUGUUUAGCGAGAGCGCGCGUCAAUAUUUCACAAGCGUCGUCGACAACGUGGUUAAAGCGAGGAAGGAAAAGGGGAUUCACCGACCAGACGUGAUGCAGAUGAUGAUGGAGUACAAGGAUGCGGAUGGAAAUUGUCUAACGAUCGAGGAGAUGACCUCCCAGGCCUUUGUUUUCUACGCUGCUAGCUACGACACGAUAUCCACCAUACUCAGUUUCGCCGCGCAUGAAAUUGCCAUGCAUCCGGAAGUACAGGCGAAACUGCACCGAGAGAUCGAAGAGGUGGUUGCAAAGACCGGUGGGAAGCCCACCUACGAGGUUCUAAAAAAUAUGCAGUACUUGAACGCGGUGAUCAACGAGACUCUCAGACUGUACGCUGUGAUCCCGUUUUUGGAUCGGGUGUGCGUGAAAGAGUUUCAACUUCCUCCGGCAACACCUGGAGGGCAACCAGUCACCGUGAAGCCAGGGGACAUCGUCUGGUUCCUCUCGUUUGCGCUUCAACGCGAUACAGAAUAUUUCUCAGACCCGUUGAAAUUCGAUACUGAUCGAGGUUUGUCGCCCAUCGAGUCUUCUCAGGCGACUUACAUGCCGUUUGGACUUGGUCCUAGACUCUGUAUCGGCAACAGGUUUGCUUUACUGAUAUGCAGAGUGAUGUUGUUCUACUUGCUGUGGCGGUGCGAGCUGGAAACCUGCGAGAAGACUUCAAUCCCAAUGAAAUUCAGUGGCAAAAGCUUCGUGCUGAUGGCGAAGGAGGGAUUGUGGCUGAAGCUACGGACUAGGGAGACGAAGACGAGCCGCGAAAACAACGAGACGGCAAACAGAAUUAAUUAAGCGCGAGAAUAUCACUGCGGGUCCAAAGGUCCAGCAAGGAUUUUCGAGAAUGCGUUUUUUUUUUUUUUAUGUUUGAUAGAACUAGUUUAGUAGUCUUUGAAGAAGUAAAAAUGAAAAAUUUUAUAAUUAUUUUUAUAAUAGAAAUAAAUUCUUUCGUUUAUAAUCUCCAAAUUCUUCUCAUUUUUUACAAUAAGACGACUGUGUGACGAAGUUCAAUGAACGAUAAAAGCUUCGUAUCGAUGCUUUUAGCGAAAGAGGGAUGAUGGCUGAAGUUUCGAGCUAAGUUCUUCAAAGGUAAAUCAUAAAAGUGACCAGAAAACGGAGUCAAUAUUGAUUCUUUCGUUUAUAAUUUCUAAAUUCUUCUCGUUUUCGUAAUAACAAAGUGCAGAGACCUGUUAAACUCCAGUGAAACUUAAUGGUAAAAAGAGAUAUGGAAAUUCCGAGCUAAGGAUAUCUUAUCUUUCAAAGAUAAAUCACGGAGACAAUCAGACAACAAACAGAAUCAAUUAGACGUGAUAAUACUGGCAAAACAAAACCGAGAGAAACUUUUCGAGAUUGCCCGAGCGUUUCCUGAUGCAUAUCUCUUUGAAGGUGAGUGUGUUAUUUUUUUUUUUUUUUGUGCACAUGGUAACACAGAAGGACAGAAGAAAUUGAAGGCGAGGAUGAAAUUCCCUACUGACGAACGUUUGCAUGCAAAGUCAUUACUUCGUAACAUCGUUGCGUGUGUAACUUUAAACUAGUUUCAUUACGUCUAUCGUGACAGAGCUCGCUAAAAGCGA
This is a messenger RNA of Frieseomelitta varia, 2433 nucleotides long. Its product is annotated as cytochrome P450 9e2-like. The transcript has 2 exons. Gene Ontology annotation, molecular function: heme binding; monooxygenase activity; oxidoreductase activity, acting on paired donors, with incorporation or reduction of molecular oxygen. Lineage: Eukaryota; Metazoa; Arthropoda; Insecta; Hymenoptera; Apidae. The record is from RefSeq and is a predicted model, not a curated record. Bases 110 to 1654 code for a protein of 514 amino acids.